Molecule: messenger RNA, 6154 nt
Organism: Hyla sarda
Lineage: Eukaryota; Metazoa; Chordata; Amphibia; Anura; Hylidae
Product: ras-GEF domain-containing family member 1A
Exons: 16
Coding region: 394-1821 (475 amino acids)
Biological process (GO): positive regulation of GTPase activity; Ras protein signal transduction
Cellular component (GO): plasma membrane
Molecular function (GO): guanyl-nucleotide exchange factor activity
Source: RefSeq, a predicted model, not a curated record
AGAUAAGGAAUGAGACUCUCAACACUGGCUUUUGUAGCAGAUUGAAGAGAGUCGGUGCUAAGCAAAUAACGGAUGAGCAUCUUAGAUCAACCCUGUAUUAUAUUCAACCUACCUUUGAUGUGCGGGACCAAGAGCUGGCAACCUAAACCUGCUGAAGCAGACGACAAUGCCUGAAGAGGGUGAGGUGGCCUUCUCGUGGACUGGGGCCAGAGUGUCGGGGUGGUGGUUGCGCCCUUGAGUAUUGGUUUGGGAUACAUUCUCUUGUUUGGUCACAUCUAAAGUUUACUACGGCUUCAGAAAACCCAGACGACGGUGUGUGUGAGUGUCCGUGGAAGCAGCUAUGGUACUACAGGUAGUCUGAAGUUACAGCCAUUGGGCCUGCGAAAUGAAAGCAUGCCACAGACACCAAUAUUUCCCAGCAUGCUUGGCACUGCCUGUAGUGGACAGGUACAGCCGGAGAUGGGGGAGCAAUGUGGAGAUCCAGUAUAUCAAGAUGGAUGUUUGGUGUCUGGGUCCUUGGAAGCCUUGAUUGAACGUCUGGUGCCUACGGUGGAUUACUAUCCGGAUAGAACCUACAUCUUCACCUUCCUGCUGAGUGCACGUGUGUUCAUCCACCCCCAUGAGAUUCUCGCAAAAGUGGGACAGAUCUGCAUCAAACAGAAACAACAGCUGGAAGCUGGAACAGAAGCGGACAAGGCUAAACUCAAGUCUUUUGCUGCUAAGAUCAUCCAGUUGCUGAGGGAAUGGACUGAGACGUUUCCUUUCGACUUCCAGGAUGAAAGAUCCAGAAAGGAGCUGAAGGAGAUCGCACAAAGGAUCACACAAUGUGAUGAGGAGAAUGGUACAAUCAAGAAGAGUAUAAGUCAGAUGACCCAGAAUGUGCUGCUAGCCCUUUCCACACGGGGACAGUAUCAGGAAAUUCGAGAGAAGAUCCGACAGCCAGUGACAGACAAAGGGACAAUUCUUAAAGCCAAGCCCCAAUCUUCACAGAAAGAUAUCCUUAGCGUGUGUGGAGACCCCCUAAUCCUGGCUCAGCAGCUCACGACAAUCGAACUAGAGCGUCUAGGAAACAUUUACCCUGAAGAUCUAAUGCAGAUUAUCAGUCACAUGGACUCUCUGGAUAACCAUAAGUGCCGUAGUGAUGUCACCAAGACCUAUAACCUAGAAGCCUAUGAUAACUGGUUUAACUGCCUCAGCAUGCUGGUGGCUACAGAGAUAUGCAAGGUUGUAAAAAAGAAGCAGAGAACAAGAGUAAUGGAGUUCUUCAUAGAUGUUGCCCGGGAGUGUUUCAAUAUUGGCAAUUUCAACUCUAUGAUGGCCAUAAUUUCUGGGAUGAACCUCAGUCCUGUGGCGCGGCUUAAGAAGACUUGGUCCAAAAUCAAAACAGCCAAAUUUGAUGUCUUGGAGCACCAUAUGGACCCAUCCAGCAACUUCUGCAAUUACCGAACCGCACUUCAAGGAGCCACACAAAGGUCCCAGAGCGCCAACAGCAGCCGGGAAAAAAUAGUCAUCCCAGUGUUCAACCUGUUCAUUAAAGACAUCUUCUUCCUUCAUAAGAUCCAUUCUAACCGGUUACCAAAUGGACAUAUUAACUUUAAGAAGUUUUCAGAAAUUUCCAGACACAUUCACGAUUUCCUUACCUGGAAACAGGUAGAAUGUCCGUUUGAAAAGGACAAGAAGAUUCAAACCUACCUUCUAACUUCUCCAAUUUACACAGAAGAUGCUCUCUUUGUGGCUUCAUUUGAAAAUGAGGGUCCAGAUAAUCACAUGGAAAAGGACAGCUGGAAGACUCUCAGGUCCACACUUUUAAACAGAGCCUGAGAGAAGAUUCUUCAGUCGCCCGAAACACACAGGAAUUUAGUUUUUUUUUUUUUAUGUAUAUUUUUUCUUGUAUUGUGCAGAAUGUUUUUGGUCAGGAAGACAGUCCUCGCUGGUUGGGGGUCUGCUGAUUUUUGUACAUAAUCUUUUACAAGACUAAAAAAAAAUACUGGUAUAUAAAUAUAAUUAUAUAAAUAUAUAUUUCAUGCUUUAAGCACUUAUGGAAGAAAUACGUCAAAAAGGGAUACAUGUUUUCUUAUUUUUAUUGUUUAUUAUAUAAAAUUUAAAGAAAAGAAAAAAAACCCUAUGCUGCUGGAAUGGCCACCAGAAUGCAGAAGUUUAUACAUGCACGGUUUAAGCCUUUUCAUAAAAGAAUUAACCCCAUAUAUGCUACUACUACUAUUAUUUCUAUUAUUAUUAUUAUUAUUAUAACACAAGGGCAGGGCCCUGCUUUCUCCAAUACACUGCUCAAAAAAAAUUAAAUAAAGAGAACACUUAAACAAGACAAUGUAACUCCAAGUCAAUGACACUUCUGUGAAAUCACACUGUCCACUCAGGAACCAACACUGAUUGACAAUCAAUUUCACAUGCUGCUGUGCAAAUGGAACAGACAACAGGUGGAAAUUAUAGGCAAUUAGCAAGACACCCCCAAUAAAGGAAUGGUUCUGCAGGCAGUGACCACAGACCACUUCUCAGUUCCUAUGCUUCCUGGCUGAUGUUUUGGUCACUUUUGAAUGCUGGCGGUGAUUUCACUCUAGUGGUAGCAUGAGACGGAGUCUACAACCCACACAAGUGGCUCAGGUAGUGCAGCUCAUCCAGGAUGGCACAUAAAUGCGAGCUGUGGCAAGAAGGUUUGCUGCGUCUGUCAGCGUAGUGUCCAGAGCAUGGAGGCGCUACCAGGAGACAGGCCAGUGCAUCAGGAGACAUGGAGGAGGCCGUAGGAGGGCAACAACCCAGCAGCAGGACUGAUACCUCCGCCUUUGUGCAAGGAGGAGCACUGCCAGAGCCCUGCAAAAUGAACUCCAGCAGGCCACAAAUGUGCAUGUGUCCACUCAAACGGUCAGAAACAGACUCCAUGAGGGUGGUAUGAGGGCCCGACGUCCACAGGUGGGGGUUGUGCUUACAGCCCAACACCGUGCAGGAAGUUUUCCAUUUGCCAGAAAACACAUCUGCUCUUCACAGAUGUAUGCCGGUUCACACUGAGCACAUGUGACAGACGUUUUAGAGUCUGGAGAUGCUGUGGAGAAGGUUCUGCUGCCUGCAACAUCCUUCAGCAUGACCGGUUCAGUAAUGAUGUGGGGUGGCAUUUCUUUGGGGGGCCGCACAGCCCUCCAUGUGCUUUCCAGAGGUAGCCUGACUGCCAUUAGGUACCGAGAUGAGAUCCUCAGACCCCUUGUGAGACCAUAUGCUGGUGCAGUUGACCCUGGGUUCCUCCUAAUGCAAGACAAUGCUAGAACUCAUGUGGCUGGAGUGUGUCAGCAGUUCCUGCAAGAGGGAGGCCUUGUUGCCAUGGACUGGCCCGCCAAUUUCCCAGAUCUGAAUCCGAUUAAGCACAUCUGGGACAUGAUCACUCCAUCCAGCAAUGCCACGUCCAGGAGUUGGCUCAUCAGGAGCAAGCCCAGGCAUUGUAGGGAGGUCAUACGGGCACGUGGAGGCCACACACACUACUGAGCCUCAUUUUGACUUGUUUUACGGACAUUUCAUAAAGUUGGAUGAGCCUGUAGUGUGGUUUUCACUUUGAUUUUGAGUGUGACUCCAUAUCCAGACCUCCAUGGGUUGAUAAAUUUGAUUUUCAUUGAUAAUUUUUGUGUGAUUUUAUUAUCAGCACAUUCAACUAUGUAAAGACGAAAGUUUUUCAUAUGAUUAGUUCAUUCAUUCAGAUCUAGGGUGUGUUAUCUUAGUGUUCCAUUUAUUUUUUAAAGCAGUGUACAUUGGUGGGUUUUUAAUGGGUACUGGGAGACAUUAUAUGCCCUAUCUGUCUGCCCACACCAACAAUUUGUUGCUAAAGUGAGGUUGGAACUAUUUAUGCUACAUUCUAGAGUAAACAAUUUUCUAAAGAGGUUAACUCUUAGCUCAUGCUUUCGUUUAAAGAGAACCUGUCAUCAUUGUCAUGCUGUCUGAACCACAAUUCUUCUGGGUGGUCCUUGGUAGUUUGACCCUGCCCCGCCAGCAUUGAUUGAUAGAUGAACCGGAGGAUUGAUACCCAAACUGGAAAUGAUCUGCUAAGGACCACCCCAAUAACUCGUGGUUAAGACAGCAUGAGAGUCAUGACUGGUUCCCUUUAAGGGUUAAUUAAUUGGUAUGGAAGAAGUCAUGGAGGUGAAUUGAUAAAGACCACAUCAACCACAUAAAGACACAUUGAUAGCCCACAUAUGUUUGUCUGAUCCCAAUAGUAGUAGUCAGACCCAAUAAAGGUGCCUUUGCAGUGAUACUUACACUAAACAUCAUAUACAUGCAUACUCUGGCUUGGAAACCCAAACAGAUAUAUGUUUAUGUAAAAAUUAUUACAUUUUCCUAAUUUCUACACUCAUGAGGGUCCAGAAAAAUUAGAUAUUGGGAUGCUAUUUUUAGGAUCCUCACAAUGGAGAGCUGUUGGUUACCAUAGAGUGAAACUGCAAAACAAAUCAACAUACUGUAACUGAGGAUGGCCAUACACUGUCAAUAGCUGUGGGCCAAGUGUUCUCUUUUCUGAUCUUCCCAUACACAUAAAUAUUCGUCAUGGUUCAAUAUUCAUGUGUUCUCAGUGGAAAGGGAAGUGGUAAGCUCUGGCCAGACAGCUCUAGAGGAAGCCUAGCAGGGUCAGGUAGUUUAAAUACAACAUGUUUGAUCCUUCUCUCCCCGGAUAUCAUCUGUCAGUGGAGAGUUGGGUGGCCCCCAAACACUUUAGACAGAAAGCCGGUCCACAAGUGUGGGCAUCUACAGUCUGCAAUUUUGUUAGGGAAAGACCAUGACUAUCACAAGUCCUUGACCAACAAUCCCCUAGAGCUAAUCUUUCUGGACACAUGAGUGUGGUAUUGGUAGAAUGGGAUACUGGGUGUAAAUAUACUCACAUCUGAAUUUCCAGCUUAAGAAUUCUAUUUAUAGUGGACCUCUGCAUCCUUCAACACUACUGCCUAGACUCUAUAUAAGUCAGUCACAUGAUCAAAAUGCUGUACCAAGCCAUCAAAAAUUGAGGAUUUAUUUAUUUAUUUUUUCCCUUCAGGAAAAUUUUGAUUAUUUAGAAAUUUUGCCUCUUUCAGAGAUCAUCAUUGUAUUGUUUUGUAAGCCAAAGUAAACCUCAUCAUUUUUUAAAAUUUGAUUUAUCUUUUAUUUUUCAUUUGAUUUAUCUUAUGUCGUUUUUGGUUUUGUGUCCCUCUGAUACCCCAGUCAGCUGUCAUUGACACAAAAUCUGGCAAAACCCACUUAGUUCCAGUGCUCUGUGUUAGAGUUGAGACUCUUAGUAUAAGACACAUUUGCCAUCAUUGUGAUUGAAGUAUUAGUAUCUGCCUUUAGCUGCUUUUCUAGGACUAGUAAGUACCAUACAAUGUACUCCAUACUACACUAACUGACCGCAUGUAGUCACUUGCUGGACUAUGAAGAGGCCUGGAAACCACACAUCCCAAAAUGAAGUCCAUUUCAUGAUGGACAAAACAAGAGUGUUCUUUGUGGGUUAAAGGGGUACUCCUGUGGAAAACUUUUUUUUUUCUUUUUAAAUCAACUUGUGUCAGAAAGUUAAACAGAUUUGUAAAUCACUUCUAUUAAAAAAUCUGAAUCCUUCCAGUACUUUUUAGGGGCUGUAGAUUAAAGAGAAAUCCAAAAAAUAAAUGCAUUUCCUCUGAUGUCAUGACCACAGUGCUCUCUGCUGACCUCUGCUGUCCAUUUUAGGAACUGUCCAGAGCAAAAGAAAAUCCCCAUAGCAAACAUGCACAGUUGCUAAAAUACAGCCCCUAAAAAGUACUGGAAGGAUUAAGAUUUUUUAAUAGAAGUGAUUUACAAAUCUGUUUAACUUUCUGGCAGCAGUUGAUUUAAAAAAAAAAAAGUUUUUAAUGGGAGUACCCCUUUAAAUAGAGUCUAUCUGUAGGGGGGCUUCUGUAAUGCAGGAGUAAUGGUUUCUAAGUCUCAGUCAUAGUUGGAUACUUGACCUUGUAGUUAUCCCUUAGCUUAUAUUUCUCAGUACUGAAGCUUUUUAUCAUGCACAUCUUUUGUACUCAGGCCUACUCAGUCCAUAACUGUAUUAUUUGGAUAUUUUGUUCUAUUCCCACCAGCUUGUUCAAUCAGAUCUGUACCGUGGAGCAGGGUAUUCUGUGUUUGACCUAAUGUGCUUGCAGAAAUAAAUACAGAAUUGCUUCAAAGUGAA